GAGGGAGGCCGGUCGGCUGCGGGCGGGCGGGCAGCGCAGCGCCGAGCAGGGCCCGUGGGCCCAUGAGGAGGCCCGGGGACCAUGGGCUCCAGGAUCAAGCAAAAUCCAGAGACCACAUUUGAAGUGUAUGUUGAAGUGGCCUAUCCUGGGAAAGGUGGCACUCUUUCAGAUCCUGAGGUGCAGAGGCAAUUCCCGGAGGACUACAGUGACCAGGAAGUUCUUCAGACUUUGACCAAGUUUUGUUUCCCCUUCUAUGUGGACAGCCUCACAGUUAGCCAAGUUGGCCAGAACUUCACGUUUGUGCUCACUGACAUUGACAGCAAACAGAGAUUCGGAUUCUGCCGCUUAUCUUCAGGAGCGAAGAGCUGCUUCUGUAUCUUAAGCUAUCUCCCCUGGUUCGAAGUAUUUUAUAAGCUACUUAACAUCUUGGCAGAUUACACGACAAAAGGACAGGAGAGUCAACGGAAUGAGCUUCUUGAAACCCUGCACAAAAUUCCCGUCCCUGACCCAGGAGUAUCUGUUAAUCUCAGCAUGCAUUCUUAUUUUACUGUGCCUGAUACCCGAGAACUUCCCAGCAUACCUGAGAAUAGAAAUCUGACAGAAUAUUUUGUGGCUGUGGAUGUAAACAACAUGUUGCACCUGUAUGCCAGUAUGCUGUACGAACGGCGGAUACUCAUCAUUUGCAGCAAACUGAGCACUUUGACUGCCUGCAUCCAUGGGUCUGCCGCCAUGCUCUACCCCAUGUACUGGCAGCAUGUGUACAUCCCCGUCCUGCCACCACAUCUGCUGGAAUACUGCUGUGCUCCCAUGCCCUACCUCAUAGGAAUCCAUAUAAGUUUAAUGGAGAAAGUCAGAAACAUGGCCCUGGAUGAUGUUGUAAUCCUGAAUGUGGACACCAACACCCUGGAAACCCCUUUUGAUGACCUCCAGAGCCUCCCAAAUGAUGUGAUUUCUUCACUGAAGAACAGACUGAAGAAGGUCUCCACAACCACUGGUGAUGGUGUGGCUAGAGCAUUCCUCAAGGCCCAGGCUGCUUUCUUCGGGAGCUACCGAAACGCUCUGAAAAUUGAGCCGGAGGAACCAAUCACCUUCUGUGAGGAAGCCUUCGUGUCCCACUAUCGUUCCGGAGCCAUGAGGCAGUUCCUGCAGAAUGCCACGCAGCUGCAGCUCUUCAAACAGUUUAUUGAUGGUCGAUUAGACCUUCUUAAUUCUGGUGAAGGUUUCAGUGAUGUUUUUGAAGAGGAGAUCAACACGGGCGAGUAUGCUGGCAGUGAUAAACUGUACCAUCAGUGGCUCUCCACAGUCCGGAAAGGAAGUGGAGCUAUUCUGAAUACUGUAAAAACGAAAGCAAACCCAGCCAUGAAGACUGUUUAUAAGUUUGCAAAAGAUCAUGCAAAAAUGGGAAUAAAAGAGGUGAAAAACCGCUUGAAGCAAAAGGACAUCACCGAGAAUGGCUGCACCCCCACCACCGAAGAGCAGCUGCCGAAGACUGUGCCGUCCCCCCUGGUGGAGGCCAAGGAUCCCAAGCUCCGAGAAGACCGGAGGCCAAUCACAGUCCACUUUGGACAGCCAGAAAGACCCGGUCCCACUCGACCACCGCCUCCCAAGAUACAGCGCUCAUCGAGGCCCGUGCGUCCUCCUCGUCCACAUGUUGUUAAGAGACCGAAGAGCAACAUCACCGUGGAAGGCCGGAGGAUGUCCGUCUCGAGCCCUGAGCACCUGGUAAAGCCCUUGCGACACUACGCGGUCUUCCUCUCCGAAGACUCCUCUGACGAUGAAUGCCAGCGGCAAGAGGGCCCCAGCGCUGGCUUCACCGAAAGCUUUUUCUUCUCCGCUCCCUUUGAAUGGCCACAGCCAUACCGGACACUCAAAGAGUCUGACAGCGCAGAAGGCGAGGAGGUGCCGAGUCCAGAGCAGCGGGCUCGGGAACCCGUGGCUCCAGCUCCUCCGGACCGGGUGGCCAGCAUCGACCUCCUGGAAGACAUCUUCAGCAGCCUGAACGUGGAGGCCCCCCUACAGCCUCUGGGCCAGGCCAAGAGCUUGGAGGACCUUCGGACCCCCAAAGACCUGAGGGAGCAGUCAGGGAGCUUUGACUAUCAGAGGCUGGACCUGGGCGGGAGCGAGAGAAGCCGGGGGAUGCCGGCGGCCUUGAAACUUGCUCAUCCAUACAACAAGCUUUGGAGCCUGGGCCAGGACGACAUGGCCAUCCCCAGAAAGCCCCCUGCCGCCUCCCCCGAGAAGCCCUCAGCCCUGCUCGGGAACUCCUUGGCACUGCCCUACAGGCCCCAGAACCGGGACAGCAUCCUGAACCCCAGUGACAAGGAGGAGGCACCUGUCCCCGCUCUGGGCAGUAUUACCAUUCCCCGACCCCAGGGCAGGAAGACCCCAGAGCUGGGCAUCGUGCCCCCACCACCUACUGCCCGUCUGGCCAAGCUCCAGGCUGCUGGUGCCGCAUUUGGUGACAUCUCCUCAGAGCGGCCACAGGCCAAACGAGAAAAGCAAGCUGCCUGGAGCCCAGCCCCGUUCCCAGGGCUUCUCCCCGGUGGAGCCCCUCACGGCCCCACUGAACUGCUCCAGCCGUGCAGCCUGGCCCCAGGGCCUACAGGUAUGGGCAGCGACACCCUGCUUGCCCUCCUGGACCCACUUAACACAGCCUGGUCGGGCAGCACCCUUCCAGCAGGUCCUACCGCCCCAAAUGUAGCCACCCCAUUCACCCCUCAGUUCAGCUUCCCCCCUGCAGGGACCCCCACCCCAUUCCCACAGCCCUCACUCAACCCCUUUGUCCCAUCUGUGCCAACAGCACUGCCCACCGUGCCCCUGGUCUCCACACCAGCCGGGCCUUUCGGGGCCCCUCCUGCCCCCUUGGGGCCACCUUUUACACCUGGCCUCCUGCUGUCACAUUCUGGCUUCUGUGCCCCACAUAGAUCCCAGCCCAUGUCUGCCCUCUCCAUGCCCAACCUCUUUGGCCACAUGCCCAUGGGCACUCACACCAGCCCCCUGCAGCCGCUGGGCCCCCCAGCUGUCGCCCCUUCGAGAAUCCGAACAUUGCCCCUGGCCCGCUCAAGCUCCAGAGCUGCAGAGGCCAAGCAGGGGCUGGCACGGAGGCCUGGAGAGCCCCCUCUCCUUCCUCCCAAACCCCCCCAGCGCCUGGAGCCAGCACUGAAGCCUUCGGCUCCUCUUCGAGAGGCCAGAGAUCCUUUUGAAGAUCUGUUACAGAAAACCAAGCAGGACGUGAGCCCGGCCCCAGCCCCAGGCUCAGUGGAGCAGCUCAGGAAGCAGUGGGAGACAUUCGAGUGAGCGAGGGCCCUUGAGGAGUGGGGGAGCGAGCAGAGGCCCGAGCGCUGUGCCCAAGCCCACUGCUGUGGUGCCCACGUGAGCCGGCCCUCUGCUUUUCCUGCCCCCCGUCCCCAUUUCUCUGCCCAUUUCUGCCCAGGCACUGCUGAUGGGGAGGGUUGGGCCCCUCUCUGCUUCCCCCUCCUCCUCUUCCACACCUCUGAGGUGUGGCCACUGGAGAAGGCACUGGUCCCCACCUGGGAACUGACCCUGCCACCACCCAUCCCCAGCACCCUGGAUUUGGGUUUUGCACUAAAGAGGCCAGCUGGGCCACUGACUGCCCUAAACCCAUCCUGCCCACCUUCCUUCUGGAAACCUCCCAGGAACAGCCACGAGGGUCUUCCAGGCCUUUCCUCUGAGCUCAGCUCUCCUGUUCCAACUGUGUCCCAACCCAAGGACCCCACCUGGAGGCACACUUGUUGGUGUUACCCUCAGCGUGAGUGCAUCUGCACGAAACACAGAUGGGUGGGGGCAGUUGUAGUAAGGGACACCACUGCCCCGGGCUGGAGGAUCUGGCAGGACACUUCCAAACCCUCUCUAGCAAUACACACACUCGUUCUUUCCCAAGUCCUCACUCCGACCCCCAAACUUCAGUUGUUUUGGGCUUAGUAGGGAUUUGGGGGCUGAGGGAUCCUUGGGAUCCCUGGUGAUAGCCAAACACAGCCCCAACCAGCCCUGCUUGGGGGCUGGGAGCACCAGCAACUCUGAUUUUUAGAAGAAAAAAUAAAAACAUGUAAAUGUGAGGGUGUUAGGAGGGGCUGUCAACCCUCGUACAGCUCUCUGUCACUCUGACACAUGUUCUUCUGGUCUCUUGUAUCACGGUCGAAGCUGGGGCUCGGCCUUUUGUCACUUGGGCUUCGAAGGCGGAGCCAAGCAGCAGAAGCCCAGAUUCCAACUCAAAGGUCAACUUAGUGCCACCAACCGAUGUGGGGGUCACAGAAGCCGGAGCCCCCCUGGGUCAGGAAUGAGCAGUGGCCCUGAGCCCUUCUCCAGGCCCCCAGGGGAGUGGACAGACUUGGUGUCUUUCAGCCUGGACACCGGAGCAUCCCCUCCCCACCCAAUGCACGUUCUCGCCAGCAUAGAAAUUCCUGUGGCCAAGGGCACUAAAGUUAAAUUGAAAUGUUUUGUUAUUGUUUCUUUUAUCUUUCUUUUUUUACCUUGCUGAAUUGAUGUAUCUUGAAAUUGACUGAUUUCCAUAAACCAAGUUAAAAUAUG
Choloepus didactylus (southern two-toed sloth) is the source of this 4548-nucleotide messenger RNA. RefSeq names its product DENN domain containing 1A (gene DENND1A). The coding region runs from base 82 to 3297 and encodes 1071 amino acids. The record is from RefSeq and is a predicted model, not a curated record. Gene Ontology annotation, molecular function: guanyl-nucleotide exchange factor activity; phosphatidylinositol phosphate binding. The transcript has 24 exons. Gene Ontology annotation, biological process: endocytosis; endocytic recycling. Gene Ontology annotation, cellular component: cytosol; clathrin-coated vesicle. Lineage: Eukaryota; Metazoa; Chordata; Mammalia; Pilosa; Megalonychidae.